Messenger RNA from Aspergillus tanneri, 963 nucleotides. RefSeq lists its product as uncharacterized. Lineage: Eukaryota; Fungi; Ascomycota; Eurotiomycetes; Eurotiales; Aspergillaceae. Gene Ontology annotation, molecular function: fatty acid synthase activity. The record is from RefSeq and is a predicted model, not a curated record. Gene Ontology annotation, biological process: fatty acid biosynthetic process; secondary metabolite biosynthetic process. The transcript is spliced from 3 exons. Bases 1 to 963 code for a protein of 320 amino acids.
AUGGGUUUGGACUUCUUCCAACGCAGCACAACAUUCUCCUCCUUGGAUCUGGAUGUUGUUCUUGUUGCCAACCCGGACAUGGACCAUAUUCUUAUGGAAUGCCUGGACAAACAUUAUCAUAAUGGAGAUAACAGCCCGAUCCCGUCCACUAUGACCUCAGAUAUCCCCUGUCUCGAUCGAGCCUUGUUAUGUUUUUCCAAAGGAACCCACGUGGAUGCACAGUACCUGGUAACUGGUGGGUGGGGCGGUUUGGGACGCUCCAUUCUAAACUGGAUGGUUAGCCGUGGCGACUUGACAGUCCUGUCACGAAGCGGUGCAUGCAACCCAGAAGUACAGUGUCUGUUCGAUGAUUUAAGUGCAACGAAGCCGAUUCGGGGUAUCAUCCAUAUGGCCGUUGCAUAUGAAGAUUUGUCUUUUGAUAAGCUCCCAAUUGGGCGAUGGCAUGCUGGUCUGGCUGCCAAGGUCAUUGCAGCCAACACGUUCCAAGAACUCCUUCGCCCGCUACUGACGCCGCCAGGGAUUACCUGCAUCGACAGUAUCGUUUGGUUACAUCGCCGACCUCGGGCACCUAGCAAAAACACCACCAGCAGCAAUCUUAUGGCAGGCAACAACGUCCUUGACAUCAGCGAACACGAAGUCCUGCGAGUCCUUGAGCUCGCAUUCCUAAAUAAUGAAACCGCUCUACCUCUCCAGGGUAAGGAACCAUGGCUCGGAGCCGCCGAGGACCCUCUAUCAGCAGCCACUCUCGUCACUUGUAUGGAUCCUCGCAGUCUCACAGCCCACAAGCAAGAAGGGGCUUUGACUGGAGGAGCAAGGCGAAAUAUACCUCGGUGGUACACUGAUAGCCGGGUAUUCCUGGUUAUGCGCGCCUUUGUGGACGCCGAACGACAUCGGCAGAGGGCGAAUGACGCACAGAGCACCCAGCGUAAUCUUAUUCCUACCUACAAUCAAUUUUUGAUCUGA